CAGAGGGUGCUUCAAACUUAUCACAUCACGCGGCCCGCCGACGAAGCCGCGGCGCGCGUGGCCAGCACCUCGCGCGCGUCUUCCAGCGCCGCCUGGACCUGCGGCGUCUCGGGAUGCGCUUCGCCGAAUACUUGCUUCCACGACCGUGCGACAGACUCGAGCGUCUCCACGGCUUUGCGGAUAUGGUCGAGCGUGGCGCUAGCAUCCAGGUAGAGCGCACGCGCGUAACAGUGCCUCAUCUUGAGCGUGACUCUAUGCCCUUCUCCGAGAACGCGUCGCGCCACGGGCAUCAUUUUGCGCAUCAGAGUCUUGGCUUCUGCGUAGCGCCGUAACUCGCCAAUAGCACGAGGGCGCAACGCCGGCGGGCGCGCCACAUUUUAUAACGACGGGGGGACAUCAAUCGGGACAUCACGCGCGCACGGCGCGGACAUGAUACUUGGCAUGUGACAGGAGACACACAUGGGCGAGCUACGCGUAGGGCGAGCCGCCGUCGUAGGGCAGCGACGCCGCCGAUGCCUCCUCAAAAUGCUAUGGUAACUCUGCCUUGUUUUGCGAUAAGCCGCCGCCGUCGCGCCUCUGCUCGCGCUCCAUGCCUCUGCUCCGCCGCUCACGAGUCCUGUCAAGACUGAUAAUCGAAAAAUCCGCCGCUC
This is a messenger RNA of Pelagomonas calceolata, 650 nucleotides long. NCBI's taxonomy places the organism in Eukaryota, Pelagophyceae, Pelagomonadales, Pelagomonadaceae. The record is from the annotation of a GenBank genome assembly.